GUCCAGUUGUAUCCUCAACCUUAAUCCGUUCCUGGAUGCUGACGGCAUCAUGAGGUCAUGCGGUCGUUUGACUGCAUCUGACUCGUUAUCCUACGACGAACGUCAUCCUAUCCUUUUGGCGUACCAUUCCAAACUAGCAGAGCUUCUGGUCACAUUUACUUACCGUAUCUCCAUACACGGGGGAAACCAGCUUAUGGUUCGUCUCAUCCGGACGAGAUACUGGAUUCCGAAGCUGCGGAACCUGAUCAAACGUGUGACCACGACCUGCAAGGUGUGUGUCAUUCACCGGAAGAAGGUGCAGUCCCAGCUAAUGGGUAAACUACCUCAGUCCAGAGCGACCUAUUCGCGACCUUUUACACACACAGGACUCGACUUCGCGGGACCGUUUGAUGUCAAGAGCUAUUCAGGUCGGGCCUGUCGAAUCACGAAAGGCUAUGUCUGCGUCUUCGUGUGCUUCAGUACGAAGGCCAUCCAUUUGGAAGCCACUUCGGACUUGACCACGGAGAAAUUCCUCGGAGCCUUCUCAAGGUUCGCGGCCAGAAGAGGGUGCCCUCUCCAUCUUUACUCGGACAACGGAAAGACUUUUGUGGGCGCGGAGAAGGCCCUCACAGAAGAUUUCAUCGCUGCGGUUAAGGAAAGGUUACCUCGUCAUUUAGUCACCAGAGCCUAUCCUGGCAUUUCAACCCUCCAGGCGCCCCCCAUAUGGGAGGCCUGUGGGAAGCAGGAGUCAAGAGCUUCAAGACUCACUUCUACAAGACGACAGCGAUGUCAGAAGAUCCGUCGGAUAUCCUCGCUCUCACUCCGGGACAUUUUCUGAUAGGCGGACCGCUACUUGUCCCCGCCGAACCUCCCACCGCCGGCGAAGCCAGUUCUAUCCUGAACCGAUGGCAGCGACUCAAAGCCCUUGGCCAGCUUUUCGCAUCGAGAUGGAAAGCUGAAUACCUGAAAGAGUUCCAUAAGAGGACCAAAUGGCAAAUUCCAACCAGGAAUAUGUCCGAAGGCGACAUGGUAAUUAUCAAGGAAGACCACGUUCCAUCGUAUGGGUGGCGUUUAGGGCGUGUUCAAAGGGUUUAUCCUGGCUCUGAUGACAAAGUUCGCGUCGUAGACGUCCGCACGGCCCGUGGUAUCCUCAAACGGCCAAUUUCCAAAUUAGUUUUCCUUCCCGUAGACAAACAUGUCCAAUGUCUCUGCGUUCGAUGUCCAUAACUGUGAGAGUAAAGCGUAUCCACUAAUUAUUAUUUUUUUUUCCG
Drosophila yakuba is the source of this 1250-nucleotide messenger RNA. RefSeq lists its product as uncharacterized. The transcript has 2 exons. Gene Ontology annotation, molecular function: nucleic acid binding. The record is from RefSeq and is a predicted model, not a curated record. Lineage: Eukaryota; Metazoa; Arthropoda; Insecta; Diptera; Drosophilidae. Bases 50 to 817 code for a protein of 255 amino acids.